This is a messenger RNA of Lactuca virosa, 7419 nucleotides long. NCBI's taxonomy places the organism in Eukaryota, Viridiplantae, Streptophyta, Magnoliopsida, Asterales, Asteraceae. The record is from the annotation of a GenBank genome assembly.
AUGGGGGAGCAAACUGCACACAUUUGGUCAAGUGUUGAUACACCUGAAGAUCCGAGCGACACCGAUGUCAUUGAGCAAGAAGUAACUCAAACAAGUGAUGCCGGUGAAAGGGAGACGCCGCCACCACAACUUCGAAGGACGGAAAGAAUCCGAAAGCCUAAUCCCAACCUAGAAUUGGUUCGAAUUGAAUUCACCUCCACGGUACACCCACAUAUAUCGCUCUCUUCUUCAUCAUACAUGCGGCUGGAAUGUAAUAGACAUCUGGAAUGAUGAAUUGGUCACCAUUUUUGCAGUCAAACAACAGAGUGCCCUUUCCUCUGAUUGGGACCUUGGACCCAUCUCCAAAUCGUACUUGUCCCGUUAUAUUCUCAUUGAGUUCUGCAAAUAGAGCUUUGGAGCCAGUCAUGUGAUUACUAGCUCCAUUAUCUAGGUACCACACGUUCUCAUCUUCACUAUCUUUUAACUAACUUGGGUAGACUUUUUCUUCAUUCAGGAGCACCAUGCUUGAUGUCACUUCCCCACAUACAGUUAGUAAGAGGGCAUGACCUUCUUCAUCUGCAGCCAGGUUCACCUCCUGGUCGUGCUGCUUCUUUUCCUUGCAUUCAGAUGCAAAGUGGCCAAGUUCUUGGCACUCAAAGCACCUUAUGUUACUCUUAUCACGGGGCUUCUUGUUGGAGUUGUUAGCUUCCUGUCGUGAGUCACCACCCCAGCGCCCACCUCUGCCCCGAGACGACCCUCGCCCUCGUGAACUGCCUCUUCCUCCCCGGUUGUUAUUUCCGCCCCUUCCUCGACCACCUGUAGAGUUUGGUUUGCUUGGACUCCGGUAGGUUGAUGAGCCUUCUGCCUUGGCAAGUAGCAGAGCAUAUGUCUGUGUGCUUGCCUUCCGGAGCCGGAGCCUGUCCUCAUAAGCCUUCAAAUGCCCAAUUGCUUCUUCAAAUGACAUUGAUUCCAUGUCACAACUUUGCUCAAUCGAUGCCACCAGGUUUAUAAACCUUUCUGGGACUGUAUCAAACAACUUUCUUACCAAUUCUUCAUCUCCCAAUAUUGCCCCUGCACUCCUAAAUUUAGAGAUCAUAGUUGAGAUCUUUCCUGCGUAUUCAUCUAUGGUUUUUGUUUCCUUCAUUUGGAGUGCUUCAAACUCACUUUUCAGUACCCGCAACCUUGCGUUUUGGGCCCUCUCUGCACCCACAUACCAUGACUUUAGAGAGUCCCAAACCUCCUUGGUUGUCUUUUUCUUGGCAGCCUGUGCAAGUAUCUCCUCUGGUAUAGAUUGGAAGAUGAAAGCUCGAGCCUACUUGCUCUUGUUCUCAUCCACAACCACUCUGGUUGGUGGCUCAAUGGCAUCCCAUAAUCCAUGGGCAUCCAUGAUGGCUUCCAUCUUAAUUGACCAGGUGUUGUAGUUUAGUGAGGCCAGCAUCGGGAAUUGAAGAGUAAAGGGAUUAUCUUUGGGCUGAUUGGAUGGUGAUGAGGCUGUCAUAUUGUUGAAUCGAGGAUACUUGGGCAUACAAUUGAUUAGGAUCUGUUUGCUUUGAUCCCAAAUGUUGGCGAUCAAGCAAUGGAACAAUAAACAAGAACAAAAUUCACAAGGGUAAAAUUGGAAAUAGGCAGCCGAAUGAUUCACUUUUAUUGAAUGAAGACUAGCAACCUAAUGAUCGAGUUGCUGUACAAGGAAAUUUCAACUGAUGAUGACUUACUGAACUACAACUAAUAAAUAGAGCUAAUUAACAGAAAAAGAGAAAAAAUAGCAACGUCCCUGUUCCAACGUUCCAGUCACCCACGUGCUCUUGCCCUCCUGAAAACUUGGUCAACCAUUGACUAACAUCUACUAUCUGCUUUCAUGGGCCAGAGUGCCGUCUUCUGUUCUAUUUUCUAUUAACUUGCUAAUGUGUGACAUUACUUUGUAGGGAUACAGUAUUAUUAACAUCCGGACACUGUUUCUUACCAAUUUAAAGUUGAAGCUUCAUCUAAUGAACGCACGCUCUAAUGAGUUGCCCAUUAUCUUUAUAUUAGCUUAAUUCACGAUUCACCAAAAUAAACCAGUUGUAUAAAUUACUUAUGCUUCCAUCUCUUGAAGUUGAUUCUAAUCCACAUUUGUUACAAACCAUUGGCAUCGGGCAGAAAAGGUAGGAGUCGAAAACUAAAAAUCAUGCACAUGGUUGUUAGAUCUUCAUUAGCCGUUUAUCAUUUCUAGGUCGACCCUAAUUUCAUGAAGCUGGAGAUACGAAGUAGAUAAGAAAUUUCUUAAUUGUAUUUGAUCAUCGUUUUUCAAACUACAAAUGUUAAUGUGUGGCUAAUGUUCUAGGAAUGAUGUAACACUUAUGUUACACAGGAACUUGCAGACACAAAGUCAACCCUCUUCCCCUGAAAUUACAAAUGUUAAAGAUUUUAGGUCUCGACAAGCUUCACGUGAUGAUGUUGUGGAUGCAUAGCGGCUGUGGUUUAUGUUUUCAAAUCUACAAAGGGAUGGACAAGAAAAAACGGUACAGAAAAACAGUAGGGUAUUGAAAUUUAGGAUAUCCUUCUUUGUAGUGUUUAUUUAAAAUAGUGGUCGUAUAAAGGUAAAGGAGAUAGAAUGUGUAUCUAUAUAUUUUUUACACAUAAACAAUUACAAGUAUUGGAUUAAUAUAGUCGAUCAAUACAAUACGAAGGAAUCAAUCUAGGAGAGAAAUUAGGGAUACAUAUCAGUAUAAUUACAAUGUGUAUCUUUGGUCCUUAAUACGCCCCCGCAAGAUGGAGGAUUUGUCGGAUGCUCCAAUCAUGGAGCGAAGUCUGAGAAAUUGUGCUCGAUUAAGAGGCUUUGUUAAGGCAUCUGCUAAUGUGGAGUGCUUUGAGAGAGCUGUCUGCGACCUUUCCCUGACAAAGUGGUAGUCUAAUGUAACAUGUUUCAUCUGAGAGUGAUAAAGUGGGUUAGCACAUAGGUACGUGAUACCUAUAUUGUCACAAAAAAAAGUGUGGGCAAAGAGGUUUGAGUGAUACCAAGAUCAUUGAGAGGAUUUUCCACUCACGAUACAUCAGAUGUUGCCUUGGCUAAUUCUUUAUACUAGCUUCAGUGGAUCACCUUAAGACAUAUUUUUGUCGUGUCAAUUUCCAAGAGAUAAUGUUUGAGCCAAGAUAAAGUAUGUAAGCAGUAGUUGAACGACCUCCAUUCUAGACCCCUCCCCAAUAUGAGUCCAAAAAUGAUUUGAGAUUAAGAGAGUUCCCCUUUUUGAGAAAUAACCCAUGAUGAGUUGUACCCUUUAAGUAGCGGAGAACUCAUUUCAAAGCUUGACAAUGAAUCCGAGUGGGAGCAUGAGUGGGAGCAUGCAUAAAUCGGGCAAAUUGAUUAAUGGAAAACGAUACGUCUGGCUGUGUGAAGGCCAAAUACUAUAUUGAGCCCACUAGUUUCCGAUAAGGUAUAAGAUCAACACUACGUGACCCGUUCAUGGAGUUGAGAAUGGUAUAAGAGUUUAGUGGAGUCGAUGUUGGGAUGUUGGGACAGAAAUAGGCCAUGUUGGGACAUGUUGGGACAGAAAUAGGCCAUGUUGGGACAUGUUGGGACAGAAAUAGGCCAUGAGAAGUGGGAAUAACUUCGAUUCCAAAAAAAUGGUGGAGAGAACCUAAAUCUUUAAUGGAGAAGAGAUUUGCUGAGGUAUGAAUGAAGUUUGUAAGAAAGGCAUUAUUAUUUUCUGUGAGUACAACGUCAUCCACAUAGACUAUAAAGAAACAGAUGAUGUUGUUGUGAUUAUAAAUUAUUAGAGAGGCAUAUGCUUGGGAUUUACGAAAACCACAAGUUUGGAGGAAGGACCUGAGUUCCAUGUACCAAGCCCGUGCUGCCUACUUUAGACCAUAUAGAGACUUUAUGAGCUUACAAACAUGAUUUGGGAACUCAGGAUGAACAAAGCUUCGUGGUUAGGUCAUAUAAACCUCUUCAUGUAGAGCACCAUGAAGGAAAGCAUAAUUAAAAUCAAGUUGGCCUAGUGGCCAAUUUUGUGAAAGGGAAAUAGAUAGAAUGAUAAGUAUGGUUAUCGGUUUGGUGAAUGGACUGAAGGUAUCAAAGUUGUCUUGUCCAUAUUGUUGAAGGAAUCCUUUAGCAACCAAACGAUAUUUGUAUUUAGAGAUGGUUCCAUCUGGAUUUCAUUUGAUCCAGAAGACCAAUUUACAACCAAUGUGGUUGUGAUAAGCUUUAGGAACUUGUUCCCAAGUUCCAUUUUGCAUGAGGGCAUUAAAUUCCUGUUCAUGGCUUGUCUCCAGUUUUGGUCUUUAAGAGUUUGCUUAUAGGUAUGGGGUUCAAGAGUGGGGGGAAUAAGAUGAAUUGUGGUGGAGUUUAUGAAUGAGGGAUUGAAAUAUUUUUUUAUUUUGUUUUCUAGUUCUUGGCGGAAGUAGUGAGGGGUGGGUAUGGAGGUGGUAGAUACAGUAGGAGAGGUGGUGGGAGUGGGUGUAGUAAGAGUAGGAGAGGUUGGUGUGAGGUCCUCUAGUUGGAUAGGAGGAGGUUGAUAUUUGUGAAUGGUGACAAAUGGGUUAAUAGUGGGCUUAUUAGUCUGAGUGGGGCGAGUGGGAGACGUUGGGGAAGGAUGGACAAGGGGAGCAUUGGAUAAAUGUUGAGUGGAUACAGGAGAAGGUAAAGAAGUAGGAUGCAUAUGAGAUGUUUAUGACUGUAAAGUGGAUGAAGUAUGAAUUAGGAAAGAAGUGGUGGAUGAAUAUGGGACAUGAAUAAAGGUAUAAUCAGUGGGUGAUAGGAGAUUUGGUGGCAUGAUAGGGGAAAUUAGUUUCUAUAAACUCAAGAUGACGAGAGAGAUAGAGACGUCUGGUGAUUGGAUCGAAGCAUUUAUAGGCAGACUUGGAAGUGGAAUAGCCAAGAAAAAUGCAUGGGAGGGACCUUGGUUGAAGCAUGGAGGUAGUGUAUGGUCUAAGCCAUAGAAAACAAAGGUAGCCAAAUGAUUUUAACUUAUUGUAGUUUGGUGGUUGAUGAAAAUAAAUUGAAAGGGGCUUUGCUUAUUGAUAAUGGGUGUGGGAAGACGAUUUAUGAGAUAGACUGCAGUUUGGAAAGCAUGAGUCCAGUAGGUGAGACGAAGGUUGGCAAAAUGGAAUAGGGCAAGACCCAUCUUGACAAUAUGGAGGUGACGGUGUUCAACUAUAUCAUUAUGCUCAGGGGUGUGAGGUGGGGUAGUGUAGUGAGAUAUGCCAUUAGCUUGUAAAAAAUGGUGAAGACCCUGAUAUUCCCCACCAUUAUCAGUGAAAAUGGAGACUAGGGGAGUAUUGAAGAAUUUUUUAACGAGUAAAUUAAAUUGACGAAAGAUGGUGGCAAUAUCAAACUUUUGUUUCAUAGGGUAAAGCCACAUGUAUUUGGAAAAGUAGUCCAAAAAAAUGACAUAAUAUGUGAAAUGAUCUAUUGAGGAUUGCACAUGACCCCACACAUCAGAAUAUAUGAAUUGUAAAGUCUUGAGGUCGAAAGUAGUUGUGAGAUGUCGAAGUUUGUCUGAGUCGUUGUUAGUGUCGAAGUGUGUUUGUAUGUUUGUUUAUUAUAAGAACAUUUUGUAUCAAAGCUUUAUAGUCUCAGUCCUUUAUAUUUUUUGUACGCUUUCUUUAUCCCUAUAUAUAUCGGAUGAAUACUACAGUUAGAAAAGAGCUUUUGCAUUCGAAUUGUACUCUCUGAUAUUUCUUUGUAUUUAGAUCUUGUGUUCUUAGUUCUUUCUUAACUCUGAUCUCGUAUUACAUACUCGAUUAAAUCACAAUUGCAUUUGGUGUCAGAGCAGGAUUCAUUCAGCUUUGAUCUGAUUUUCUUAAAUUUUCAAAAGUUUUUGAGUCUCGUUCUGGAUUCAUAAUUUUCCGCUCUUUUGAUUCUAAAAAUCGCAAUAGAUCAUUUGUAUUGAUUCGAUUCUGCGUUUUGUUUGUGUAAACUAGUGUUCGUUUUUCGAUUUUUGAAAGAUUUAAACAUUAGAUUUCAAUUUUUGAAGCUUUUGUCAAAAUCCUUCCGUACAACAAUGGUGCAUUUUAACAUGAACACCAUGACUUCAUACUCUCAUAUUCUCGGUUCUUCCAUAAAGAUUCCUAUUUUGAUUCCAGAGUAUUAUGAUCAAUGGGUUGAUCAGAUGGAGGACUAUUUGAAUGGAAUCGAUGAGGAACUCUAUAAUUGCAUUAGUGGUGGAACUCAUUCUCCUACUGCGAUGCAAAAUGUUGGAACUGCUGCUAAUAAUCCAAAUGUUGCUCAACAAGCUGAAAAACUGGUCAAAAUGAGAAGAAAUGUAUGCGUGAACUCUGUGGUGCUCUUCCUCCUGUUGUGUACAAUUAUGUGCAUAGCAACAAGUCUGAAAAGGAUAUUUGGGAUACAUUGAAGGAGAAAUACGAAGGCAGUGAGAAGACGAAAAUUAGCUAAAUUAAACAAUGUUUGUUGGAGUUGGGAGAGUUUAAGCAAAAGGAAGGAGAGUCCAUUGAGCUCUAUUAUGACUGUCUGAAUGAAUUAAUCUAGAAGUGCAACAAAAAUGGAGUGACCAGGUCAACAAUGGAGUUCAAUCUGACUUUCAUCAUGGGACUUUGCAAGGAAUGGCGAAACAUAAUCUUGUUGUUAAAAACUCAAUAGAGCUUCGAUUUCUUUUCUCUAAGUGAUCUGUACAAUGUGUUGAAGACACAUGAAAUUGAAGUUAAUGAGAUUGCUGAGGAAUCAAGGAUUAGUUUGGGAGGUCCUCUAGCGUUGAUGUCGAAGGUUGCAAGCAAGGAGGUUGAGAAAAAGACAACUAAGAAAGAAGGUUCAAGUGAUGAAGGAUUAAUCGUCAAUUCUGAUGACGAAGCAGUGGCUUUUUACUCGAACAAUCGAGUGAAGAAAUUCUUCAAAAAGCCAUUUAAUGCUAAGUCAAAAGCAAAUGAGGUGAAAGGAAGUUUUGCUGGAAAGUCAGUGAGUGAGGAAAAGAAAGUGGAGAAGGAAGAAGUCAAAUCUGAAGAUGCGAAGGUGGAGAAAAAGCUCAAAGGUGACUCAGGAUUCCACUGCCAUUACUGUAAUGGAGUGAAUCACAUGGCAAGUGAUUGUAUGCUUAAGAAGAGGGAUGAGAAAAUGAAUAGAGUGAAGGACAAAAUUUAUUACGUAGAAAGGCUUAAAGAAGUGAGAGCAAAGGUGAAGGGAAUGUCCUUGGUUGCGAAGGGGAUGACAGAUGAGGAAGGGACGUAUCAAGUGUGGUCGUCAGGAUCAGAUGACGAUGAGAUGCGAAAUCCCACUCACAGAGCGAUGUUUGCAAGUUUCGAGGAAGAGGAAGAGGAGAAAGUUACAGGAAGUUGCUUUGUUUCGACUACUGCUCACAAGUCACCCAUGACUUCACAGUGAUGCCAAAAAGUUCAAUACUCAACUACUAGAAACUCAAAGGUGUUUGGAGUCGAAGAAGUCUAACAUAGAUCAUUUAGACUUACAGUUAACGAAUGUAAUGUGUGAUAGAGACAACCUUAGAACAGAUA